Xenopus laevis (African clawed frog) is the source of this 2338-nucleotide messenger RNA. RefSeq names its product asparagine synthetase domain containing 1 L homeolog (gene asnsd1.L). The transcript has 6 exons. NCBI's taxonomy places the organism in Eukaryota, Metazoa, Chordata, Amphibia, Anura, Pipidae. The coding region runs from base 413 to 2269 and encodes 618 amino acids. The record is from RefSeq and is a predicted model, not a curated record.
AUUCACUGCUGUAGCCACACUGACUGUAAAUCAUAUGAAUAUGUUAUGCUGGAAUUGAAACAUGAGCAGUCCUGUACUAAUAUGGAAGAGCCUAGCUGCUCUAAAAGCAACUGCCUGCAUCCCCCUGUCACCCAUAAGUUGCUUCUGUGCAGAGAGUUGAAGAUCAGAAACUAAUGGAGGGUUACAGUUAAGAGAGCAAAAAAUAGUCGUCGAUGAACUUUCAAACCUCAAGGCGGGUCGGAAAGUAUACACACAGCAAGCUAACAGCAACAUCUUCUUUCUUGCUGAUCGCUCUCAGACCUUAAGUGAAUGCAAAAAAAAAUUGGAUGACAUGAUCCGUACUCAGCAAGAGCUUGAAGGUUCUAUACAAACUCCAGCUAAGGAAUAAUCUCUGACCUUCCCAAGAACCACAAUGUGCGGCAUUUGUUGCAUGGUUAGUUUUGCAGGUUGCUCUAUAGACAGAUCUUGUCUUCAGGAUAAUGAAAAUCUUAGACGCAGAGGUCCCAACAGCAGCCACCAGUUAAUUAGGCACAACCCAUCACAUGGGUACGAUUGUUAUUUCUCUGGACAUGUUUUACACCUAAGAGGACCACUGACACCUCAGCCUCUGGAAGACAAGAAUGGAAAUGUGUUUCUAUGGAACGGAGAGUUAUUUGGUGGAAUUGAAGUACAAUCUGCUGACAAUGACACUCAAAUAAUGUUUCAGCACCUCUCUUCAUGUGACGAUGAGUCCAACAUCUUUUCGCUCUUUGCUAAGGUCAAAGGUCCAUGGGCAUUUAUCUACUACCAGGCUAACCGUCACUAUUUAUGGUUUGGCAGAGAUUUUUUUGGUAGGAGGAGUCUUUUGUGGAAAUUUAGUGAUAAUCUAGACAAGGUUUUCUCUCUCAGCUCAGUAUCUGAGUGCAGUUCUGAACCAGACUCUGAUGAUUGGCAGGAAGUUCCAGCCUCUGGACUCUUCAAAUGUGACUUACAGUCUAGCGCUAAAUUAAAAUGUAUAGAAUUGACAUGGUAUCCCUGGAAAACUGCUCCAGAAAUUCCGCUAACAGAUGAAUCUCUGCUUGGACAAGAGCAAAGUCAGAUAUUAAAAUGUUCUUCGACUUUAGUUCAUAUUGUCCUUGGAGAAAGUAAAUGGUUGACUGCUCCAGUUACGCCGUUAAAUAAACAGAUUCCUGGAGAGAUAACAAAUUUGCAUAACACCGGUUCUCAAAACAAAACUGCUGUUGAACACCUUAGGAUGCUGAUCACAGACAGACACAAAACUAAUGCUCAGUCUCUUAUAAAAAUUCUAAGUGAAGCUGUAAAGAGAAGGGUUUUAUGUCUUCAGCGAGAAUGUAGUUUGAUGGCAGAUUCUGAAAAAAAUGCAAAUGUCGCAAUCCUGUUUUCCGGUGGUAUUGACUCAAUGAUUCUAGCUGUACUUGCAGAUCAUCAUGUCCCACCUGAAGAACCUAUUGAACUUCUCAAUGUUGCAUUCAUGAUGAAAGAGCAGAAACCCAGGAAGUUAAAAAAACGCGUACCUGAGUGUUCUUCGCAAACUGGAAACCUUGAACGUCCUACUGUGUAUUCUCAAUAUGAUGUUCCUGAUCGUAUCACUGGCAGGUCAGGUUUGGAAGAACUCAAAGCUUUAAACCCAUCAAGGACUUGGAAAUUCGUAGAGAUUAAUGUUACACUGCAAGAACUUCAAGAAAGGAGGCAACACCACAUUUGUACCUUAUUACGACCGCUCAGUACUGUUUUAGAUGAUAGCAUUGGCUGUGCUGUCUGGUUUGCUUCUAGAGGAAUAGGCAUGCUGGCAAGUAAUGAUGAGAUGAAGCCCUAUGUUAGCACGGCAAAGGUUGUGCUAACAGGGAUUGGUGCAGACGAGCAACUUGGUGGCUAUUCUCGUCACCGUGUAAGAUUUAAUAACCUUGGGUAUGAAGGGCUCCUGGAAGAACUUGCCAUGGAGCUGGAUCGAAUUGCUUACAGAAACCUUGGGCGGGAUGACCGUGUCAUUGGUGACCAUGGAAAAGAAGCAAGAUUUCCGUUCCUUGAUGAAGAUGUUGUUACAUUCCUGAACUCUCUUCCAGUGUGGGAAAAAACAGACUUGACCCUGCCACGGGGCAUUGGGGAGAAAUUAAUUUUGCGAAUUGCAGCCCUCGAGUUGGGGCUUAAUGUGUCUUCGGUUUUGCCCAAGAGAGCAAUGCAGUUUGGUUGCAGAAUAGCAAAAAUGGAAAACUGCAAUGAAAAGGCAUCAGAUGCAUGCAGCAGGCUUAUGGCAAGUUCAAAGGAUUGAUUUGACUUUUUAUGUUUUUUCCCCAUAAAAUCAAAACUUACAAAUUAAAAUAAAAACUGCCCAUGCAAA